AUGACCUUCUCUAUGGAUUUGAACGCAUCGCCGUUGCCCGACGAUGAUGAGCAUCAGCCUUAUGAUGAUGAGCAGGUUGAGGUUGAGUAUCCUCACAAGGAACCUGUUGUUGAGUCUGCUGUCGCAACAAUGCGCCGGGAGCGUGAAGAGAGACGCAAGAGACUAAAGAGAGAGCAGCAGGAUGAUGGUUCAAGGCUACAUUCCCAGCAGAUUAGGAAUGAUUAUGUUCCUCAACCCAAAGGACAUAGUCGCAUUAAAGAGACACCUCAGGGCUGGUUGGACUGUCCUGCAUUUGGGGAGCCAAUAGAUAAAAUCAUACCAUCCAAAGUUCCUCUUGAUGAAACAUUCAAUGAGUCGGUGCCUCCCAGGAAGCGAUACUCCUCGAAGCAACUAGUUAACAAACAAAGAAAAGCUGGUCGUGUAAUAUGUCUGGUGAUUGAUUUGACAAAUACCACCCGGUAUUAUUCACCAGCAGAAUGGACGAUUCAAGGUACUAAGCAUGUCAAGAUUCCAUGCAAGGGGGGAGAUGCUGUACCUGACAAUGAAUCUGUUAAUGUGUUUGUCAAUGAGUAUUACAUAACCACUUUUUUUUUCUACGCAAUAAAUAUAUUUGCUCAAAGGCGGCCACCUGGCAUAUACAAGAGGGACUACAUUGAAGCACUGUAUUCAUUUUACCAUGAGGUCCCUGAGAAUAUGAUGAUAGCAUGCCCUCCAACACCAGAAUGGAAGAGACCAGAUGAUCUUGAUUUAAAUGGAGAAGCUAAGCAGGCUGAUGAUGAUGAUGACAAUGCUUAUCUUAAACCACCGCAUAAUGAGUCAGAGGAUAAAGUCAUCAUCAAUGACGAUGUGUUAGGGGUCCCUGCGCCAUAUGACCAGCAAAAAGCUUUGUGUGACAUAUGUUAUCCGUUGCUUGAAAUGCCCAUUGGAAGAGGUCCACAAUUUCCUGGAUCACAUCCAGUUUCGCUUAACAGUGAUAAUCUGCAACUACUUAGACAGCGAUACUACUUUGCUACAUGGAAAGCUGAUGGAACACGAUAUAUGAUGCUUAUUAUGAGAUAUGGCUGUUUCUUAAUUGAUCGGAAUUUUUGCUUUAGAAGGGUCCAAAUGCGCUUUCCCCAUAGAAGCCUCGAAGGCCUGCAUGAUAUGACCUUGAUUGAUGGAGAGAUGAUUAUAGACACGGUACCAGAUUCAGGCUUGAAGAGAAGGUACUUGGCAUAUGAUUUUAUGGCGCUUGACGCAGUGCCCAAAACCAAGUUGCCGUUUUCUGAAAGAUGGAAAAUGCUGGAAGAUGAAAUAAUAAGACCACGUUAUCAUGAGAAAAGGCAGUUUGAGAGUGGUGCUAAGAGCAAUCCGCUGUACAAAUAUGACAUGGAAUUAUUUUCGGUUAGGAGAAAGGAUUUUUGGGUGCUCUCCACAGUGAAAAGGUUGCUUAAGGAGUUUAUUCCAUCACUUUGCCAUGAUGCUGAUGGCCUUAUAUUUCAGGGCUGGGAUGAUCCAUAUGUAACUCGUACUCAUGAAGGUCUUCUAAAAUGGAAGUACCCUGAGAUGAAUUAUGUGGACUUUCUGUUUGAGACGAUGUGGAUCCAUCCUCUGUCGCUGGGAGGAUUGUUGAGUGUUCCUGGAAUAAGGAAGAGAAGUGUUGGGCCUGUGAUGAGGAGUAUCACAGAUAACAACAUUACCAAGGAAAAGCUUCUCGAAGAGAUUGAUGAGAUAACGCUCCUCCCGAUGUAUGCUGAUAGGAUGCAUGCUCAUCAUAAAGAUGGCUCAACAACGGCGGAGAUGAAGAAACCAGCCGCUAGUCUCGUUGCUGCGCUCUCCUCCUGCCUCUGGUUCCUGUAG
This is a messenger RNA of Miscanthus lutarioriparius, 1839 nucleotides long. The record is from the annotation of a GenBank genome assembly. Lineage: Eukaryota; Viridiplantae; Streptophyta; Magnoliopsida; Poales; Poaceae.